UCGCUCAAAAGCAUCUGAAAAACGUAUAAAAAGCAACGUAUAGCGAGCCCACUCGCUGAUAUAUUAUUAUAUCGAUCACGUCGUUCACGUUUUCGAGAGGCACUCAUAUACAUAUUGCAUACGUACACACAUAUAUAUACAUAUAUAUAUAUAUAUAUAUGUAUGCACAUAUAUAGACAUAUACAUUUGUAUCAACUUUGAUCGUACAAGUCGUCGUAGUCGUCUUCUUCUCGCGUUCCGACCAGAGAGUUUGCACGGAAAACCGGUUCAGUGCGCGGGUUCCGUGGUGGAAGAAGAAGGAGAAGAAGAAGAAGAACAAGACCGACGAGUGAAAAGGACGAGAGAAAACAAGAAGAGAAAAAGAUGGCCGCCACCACUAUGAGCCACGUGUUCGAAUACGAGAACGAGUUGAACGAUAACUUAUACAACCUUAAGAUGUCGGGCAACAACAAGGCCAGCAGCAACGGGACCAAAAGCAUGAGGAGGAUGUUGAAACCUCUGUUACGUUUGCUUAAGAAGAAAACGGGCAAGGGCAAAUACGGUAAGGGCCAAAAAGCUAUGCCGCAAUCGGAGAUCUUCACCGAGGAGGUCGACAAUCAGAACAACGCGAACGAGGCAUUGGAAAGAAGAUUAUUGGCCGAACUCCAAGAUGCUGAAGAGGGUGCAGCCAUUACCGUUUGUCUCGACGGUCAAAUGACAGUCGUGCCGGUUGUUCCUGGUCAGUGUUACGUCCCUGUACACUUUGCUCACACCCACGCCGGUGACUUCUAUUGGACGACCCUCAGCCUCGCGGACAGUGAUCUCUGCUACAAGGAACGAGCUUUCUCGCAACAUCAAACACCGGAGAUGCAAGUCGCGUGAGAGGAAACCUCAAGUCGCGUGUCAUCAAAUGCAUUCCUUCGAUCUCCAUCAUCAUUCUGAUGGUCCAUCUCACUCGGACACUACAACUUACUAAAGUCAAAGAAAUUGUUGUUGACCGAGCAACGCAAUAGAAGUAAACGAGAUCGCGCUACAUAGCCGAUACGUAGACUUUAGAUAAGAUACAUCGAAACUGUGAUCCAUAGUUUAAAUAGAUAGAGAAAUAGAUUUUAAUUUAUAUGGAGACAUACAGCAAGACUUUUCCAUUGUGUAUUCCUAGAGAUACGUUAAUACGAUAAGUCUGACUCGAGAUUUUAAGGGUUGGACGAUUGAAGAGAUUCUAGAGGGUAGUGUUCUAUACAUAUUGUAUAUUUUUUUUUCCUUUUUUUUUUUUUUAAUGUCGCGAUGAUAUCGAUCGCAUUUGUGAUAAUAUCUGUACCUAUCAGAAUAUAUUAGAUAUAUUUAUAAUCUAGCAUAUCCAUAUUGUGAUAUUGGCUUUAAAACAUACCGUCACGAUCGGCGGAAAUUUCCUAAUGUCUUCCAAGUAUUUUUAAUAAAACAUUAUAAACAAA
Vespula vulgaris is the source of this 1430-nucleotide messenger RNA. RefSeq lists its product as uncharacterized. Lineage: Eukaryota; Metazoa; Arthropoda; Insecta; Hymenoptera; Vespidae. The transcript has a single exon. Bases 364 to 861 code for a protein of 165 amino acids. The record is from RefSeq and is a predicted model, not a curated record. Gene Ontology annotation, biological process: Notch signaling pathway; sensory organ development.